Puccinia graminis f. sp. tritici CRL 75-36-700-3 is the source of this 462-nucleotide messenger RNA. RefSeq lists its product as uncharacterized. The record is from RefSeq and is a predicted model, not a curated record. Bases 1 to 462 code for a protein of 153 amino acids. NCBI's taxonomy places the organism in Eukaryota, Fungi, Basidiomycota, Pucciniomycetes, Pucciniales, Pucciniaceae. The transcript is spliced from 2 exons.
AUGUCAGUCCCCCCUACCGAGGGCGGUCAUUCUAGUGCAGUACAAUGGUACUACGCAACAGCCAGCCCCAGCGCAAUUGCUGGAGCAAAAGCGCCCCCCCCCCCCAUUUCCCCACUUGGGAUAGCCGUUUCCAAGCUACUAUUGUUCAAAGCCCAAAGGAAGAAGAAUCAGGCUGCAUCCAGCCAUGCUGGGGUCCUGCAUUCUGGAACUGAUGUGAUUUCACUGCUUUGGUCUGGAGUGGCAAGCUUAAUGAUAGGCCAAGUCAAAGGCCUGAGGGCCGUGAACGGUGCAAAAAAGAUUGAGCUCAACCACAACUCCAUGUCCCACGCGCACAAGUAUCUGAAGCUAUGGUACGGACCUCCGCAUUACAAGAAGGAUUCUCCAACUAAGCAUCACGCAACAAAACGGUCCAUGUCCAUGACUCGAAGGCUGAAUGGUGAAAAAUCUACAUGUGCAUGGUAA